Molecule: messenger RNA, 604 nt
Organism: Cucumis melo (muskmelon)
Lineage: Eukaryota; Viridiplantae; Streptophyta; Magnoliopsida; Cucurbitales; Cucurbitaceae
Exons: 3
Coding region: 80-505 (141 amino acids)
Source: RefSeq, a predicted model, not a curated record
ACUCAACUUCGUAUUAUUCAUCAUCUUCAUCCUCAAGCUCUCAACAACUCCGACUCUGAGCUUCCUCGAUCCGCAAAAAAUGGCGUCCAAUCUCAAACCAACGUUCGCAUACACAAUUCUCUACGUCAAAGACGUCGCUAAAUCAGUCGAUUUCUACUCCAAAGCCUUCGGUUUCACCGUUCGUCGCCUCGACGAUUCCAACAGGUGGGGAGAGCUCGUAAGCGGAGAAACAACAAUCGCAUUCACUCCUCAACACCAGCACGAAACAGAGGAUCUGACGGGCGUAGUUCAAACCCCAUCCUCAAAUCGUGAACGAAACCCUAUCGAGAUCUGCGUCGAUUAUGCGGAUGUGGAUGCAGCGUUUCAGAGAGCGGUGGAGAAUGGUGCGACGGAGGUGACUCGGCCGGAGGGGAAAGAGUGGAAUCAGAAGGUGGGUUAUGUACGGGAUAUUGAUGGAAUGGUCGUGCGGAUAGGUAGUCAUGUGAAUCAUCCAAAACAGAACUGAAUUACUGGGUGAUGUUGUACCUGUUGUUCUUCUUCAAUCUUGUGAAGAUGAAUUAAUAUUAACAAAUAUGAAUAAAUCAGUGAUUCCAAGUUUAGUUUA